Messenger RNA from Ceratina calcarata, 243 nucleotides. RefSeq names its product insulin-like growth factor 2 mRNA-binding protein 1. The coding region runs from base 1 to 243 and encodes 80 amino acids. Gene Ontology annotation, molecular function: mRNA binding. The transcript has 2 exons. The record is from RefSeq and is a predicted model, not a curated record. Lineage: Eukaryota; Metazoa; Arthropoda; Insecta; Hymenoptera; Apidae. Gene Ontology annotation, cellular component: nucleus.
AUGUCGAAGCUCUACGUGGGCAAUUUGCCGUCGGACUGUAACGAGAGUGCUCUCAGGCAGCUGUUUCAGGAUCAUAAUUUGUCGUGCACAACGAUCCUGGUGAAACGGGGCGGCUACGCUUUCGUCGACUGUACCGAUCAAUCGGUAGCGGAUCGCGCGAUCGACAAACUUAACGGAUACACAUACCUCGGAUCAGCUCUUGUUGUGGAACCAUCCGUUGCCAGUGGACCCAAGAAACGGUGA